GUGACUGUGUUCAUGCUUGCUGCUCCUCGGUGGAAACCGGACCGUUUCCGAACGAUGGCAAAUAGUAAAUACAACGUAGCGGAAAGCAAUUACAAGUUCAAUGAACAAGAUGACCGUAGGAAAGAUUUUAACAUGGAUCUCGUAUUCUUUGGUCGUAAGCGAGUGUCACAAUCGAAAGGGACGCGACGAAGAUGGCUCGAAGCUAAUUCGCAUUGACGGUGACAUAAUCCUCGGUGGAAUUUUCCCUAUGCAUGAGCAGGUGUCAGGUUCGAUCGGUCAGUCACCAUGUGGUGCUGUGAAAGAAGAAAAAGGAAUGCAACGUUUGGAGGCCAUGCUAUAUGCCAUCGAUGAGAUCAAUUCAGACAACGAUUUGUUACCAAACACCACUUUGGGUGCUCUUAUUUUGGAUUCCUGUAGCAGCGACACCUACGCCCUUGAUCAAAGCAUGGAGUUCGUAAGAUCUUAUAUGAAUCAGGAUAUAACGGAAUACAAAUGUGAAAACGAGAAACCUCCGAUAUAUGUGCCUCACAAACCUGUGACUGGCGUUAUAGGAGCUUCCUUCAGCGUGGUCUCCAUUAUGGUUGCAAAUAUUCUGAGACUUUUCAAGAUACCACAAAUAAGCUACGCGUCAACGAGCACAGAACUAUCGGAUAAAAGUCGCUUCGAAUAUUUCAGUAGAGUGGUACCGCCAGAUAAUUUUCAAGCUCAAGCCAUGGUGGAAAUCAUUCAUCAACUCGGCUGGAAGUAUGUAUCCACUGUAGCGGUAGAGGGUGAUUACGGAGAAAAGGGAAUUGCAAGUUUUACAGCACUAUCUAUGGAAUAUGGUAUCUGUAUCGCAGUCAGCGAGAAAAUUUUAAGAAACGCCAAAUCGGAGGAUUUUAAAAGAAUCGUAGAUCGGCUGAGCUCGAAACACAAUGCUAGAGGCGUUGUUCUAUUCGUCGAUGAAGAUAACAUAAGAAGACUUCUUCAAGCAACCGUUAAAGCUAACCGUACAGGUCAUUUCAUGUGGAUAGGCAGCGAUUCUUGGGGUGCCAAAGUAUAUCCAGUGAAAGAUCAAGAAUUCGCAGCCGAAGGAGCAAUCACAAUUUUACCGUACAGAAUAUCUCUUGAAGGUUUCGAUAAUUAUUAUUUAAAUCUUCGUCCACGAAUGGGUGAAGAAUGCCAAGGGCAAAGUGAAAGAAAUGUUAUAUCGCAUGAUCAGCAAUCUAAUAAAACUGUGAAUUGUCGAAAUCUAUGGUUUCGUGAAUUUUGGUCGCAACACCAUAAAUGCAGUUUCGCUGCAAAUUCAUCGACAGCUACGAAGCCAUGUACCGGGACUGAAGAGUUAAUCGAUUACGAGCAAGAAGGAUUGGUGCCAUUCGUAGUUGAUGCUGUUUAUGCAAUGGCACAUGGUGUUCAUAAUUUAAUUGAAGAAUGCAUGUACGAUGGAACACCGCAUUAUUUGUGCGAAAAACUUCGUCCAGCACCUGAUGGACAAGAACUCCUUCGCCAUAUUCGUAACGUCAGUUUUAUCGGACGUCAGGGCACCGAAAUUAAAUUUAAAUCCGAUGGUGAUGCCUAUGGAUUUUACAACAUUUACCAAUAUCAGAGGAACGAAGAUGGAAGUUUUGAUUAUGUUCUGAUCGGUACAUGGAAGGAGGAACUAUCGCUCGAUAUUAAUAUGACAAAAUGGGCAGGAGGUAUCGGCGAAAUACACAUUCCCCGAAGUUUGUGCAGCGAUAAUUGCCCCUUGGGACACGUUCGUAGCUUUCAGGAGCCAUGUUGUUGGAGUUGUAUAGCGUGUCCAGAAGACGCAUACGUGUUCAACGACACUUGCCCCAGAUGCAGUUCAGGAUAUGCCCCAGAUGAAACAAUGACGAGUUGCAUCAAACUCACUGCUGAAGUGAUUCCAUGGUCCAGCCCAUGGGCACUGGUACCAUUGAUAUUUGCAUCUAUUGGAAUAUUAAGUACCUUGUUUACGACUGCGGUGUUCAUUCGUUUUAACCGAACCCCAGUGAUCAUGGCAUCGGGACGCGAGCUGUGUUACGUGUUAUUAGUUGGAAUUCUGUCGUGUUACGGCAUGAGCUUCGUGAUAUUAAGCAGACCAACAACGUGGAAUUGCACUUAUCUGAGAAUUGGGUUAGGCUUAUGUUUAAGCACCUGUUAUAGCGCAAUAUUGACUAAAACGAACCGGAUGUCACGCAUAUUCAAUCAAGGGACAAAAAGUAUAAAAAGACCAUCUUACACGUCACCAAAAAGUCAAGUCGUAAUUGCUAUUGGGAUCACUGCAGUGCAGUUAGUUGGUGCUAUAAUUUGGCUGAUCAUUAAACCACCGGGCACCACGGAAAUUCACCCAUAUCCUUUAUCGGCAGUGCUCACAUGCCGCGUUUCUACGUUCUCUCUAAUGAUGUCUCUUGUAUAUAACAUGUUCCUGAUACUUAUGUGUACUCUGUACGCGUUCAAAACACGUAAGAUACCGGAAAAUUUCAACGAAGCGAAAUACAUCGGUUUUACGAUGUACUCGACUUGCAUCGUAUGGUUAGCUUUCGUGCCCAUCUACUUCGGCUCAAACAAUGACUACAAGGUUGAUUUUCAGGUACAAAUAGCAAGCAUGUGCAUGUGCAUCAACAUCUCUGCUUCGGUAGCUCUUGGCUGUCUAUUCACACCAAAGGUAUAUUUGGUACUUUUUCAACCAUACAAGAAUGUUCGACCUGGGCAUGCCAAUACUGGAGUACUGCAAAGUAAUCGCGUAGCGUACAGUAUGCGAUUUCAUGGCGGUCGUAGCCAAACAAUGCAGAGCAUGACAUCGUGUUCACGCAGCAGCCCACCGGCAUCACGUUCAGGUCAGGAUGAAGUGAAACAUUCCAACGAGUGUCAGGCGAGAAUUCGUGAGACCGCGGUGGAGGUGUAUGACGACGAUGAAGACGAUCGCAAGCUUUCCACUGUCCAAGAAGUGUCAGAAUCGAGAGACAUUUCCAGUCCGUCGAUGUUUACCGAGAACUGCCGAAACCGAAGUCGCAAAUCAAUUUCCAGCGAUUCCGAUCAGUCGAGCGAUCCAACGCGCAAGAAUCGCGUGGAAACCAUCAGCUACAUCUCUGACAGAGUGAUGUCUCACAUAACAGAAGUCAACAGAUUUACCAACGAAGAUCAAACUUUCCACGUCUACAGCGAUUCACCGACUUUCUCUGAUUUCUCAUCGUAAAUUGCAAGGAUCGGUAUUAAAUAUUUGGAGAUGAAUUCAAUAAGUCAUUAUUGUAAAGGCAAGGUUUUCCUGAUAUCAAGACAGCUGAAAGAAUACAUCGUUGC
This is a messenger RNA of Megachile rotundata (alfalfa leafcutting bee), 3285 nucleotides long. RefSeq names its product metabotropic glutamate receptor 8. Gene Ontology annotation, biological process: G protein-coupled receptor signaling pathway. Gene Ontology annotation, molecular function: G protein-coupled receptor activity. The record is from RefSeq and is a predicted model, not a curated record. Gene Ontology annotation, cellular component: membrane. Lineage: Eukaryota; Metazoa; Arthropoda; Insecta; Hymenoptera; Megachilidae.